AAUUGCAAGAUUCUUACGUGAGCCAGAUUAAUAAUGUAUUAUACAAAAACUAUUAAAUUGUAAAGACUACUAAGAGAGAAGACAGUAGUAUGGAUGGACCGUAGAAUGCGCGUCUUUGGGGCGCUAAUAUUUUUAUUAAUCAUCUCUCCUGCAUUCGCCUUCGUUGCCGGAGCUGAUGGUCCAGUAUUGUUUCAAGAGGCUUUGGAGAAUGGAAAGUCAACGCUUAAUUGUGACACGAGCCCGGACACGGCGGAAGAUGAAAUCAUGCUUCUUGUAUGGUACAAAGAUAAUGAGUCAAUUUACAGUUACGACGCUCGCGUGGGAACUGAAUGGUGUAACAUUGGUUUCAAUGCCAGCGGUCGUGUAAUCGCAAAUAUGUCUUCAAAUCCUACGACGUUGACAAUUUCAGCUCUGAGAGAUGAUGAUCAAGCCUUAUAUCAUUGUAGAGUGGAAUUUCUAUUGUCACCAACAAGAAAUAUUGGCGUCAAUUUGACUGUUAUUGUUCUACCAAGUGAGCCUUUCUUUCUGGACGAAUUAGGAAACACUGUUACCAAUAAAACUAGACCUUAUUACGAAGGAGAUACGCUUGUUUUAACUUGCCUUGUUAUUGGAGGACGACCACCACCAAAAAUAACUUGGUACUCUGGUGAUACUUUAGUAGAUGCAACAUACAGUGUAAGUGAUAUACCGAAUGUAAGACAAAACGAACUCUAUCUGCCACUUACCCGUGAUAAUGCUGAUACACUGUCAUGUAGAGCUUCAAAUACACAUUUAGUGAAGCCUUUAAAAGCUAAUCUACAGAUAGAAUUAUACUUACCUGCCAACAAUGUAAGUAUUGAAUGGAUUCAAGGAAACGCCAACGGUAACAUUCGAUCAGGGGAUACAGUCAUAGUACAGUGCAUUGCAAAUGGUUCACACCCAAUUCCUGACAUAACAUGGUUUCUAAACAAUAAAAGUCUAUCGCAUCAUAAUCAGACAUGGAAUGAAAAUCUCCAAGCUGUAACAUCUCGUAUUAUAAUAACACCAACUAGAGCAGACAACAAUGCUACUUUAAAAUGUGUAGCGAAAAACCCAGUAAUGCCAACUGGAAGAAAUUCAAAAUCUGCCGCCGUUAGUUUAAAUGUAACAUUUGGACCCGCAGUGCAUGUAACUAGAUUUGAAGAUGAAAAAACUGAUGUUAUUGAACUUGACAUAUUAAUAUUGAAAUGUAAUGUUGAAGCAAAUCCUCCAGCGAGUAAAAUAUUUUGGUAUUACAACGAUAAAGAAAUAAAAGAAGAUGGCAUUCGAGGGAUUCGGGUCUCAUCAAAUGAUUUAAUAAUAGACGAAGUACGCCGAAGUGAUUCCGGUCAGUACUCUUGUGCAGCAAGAAAUAACGUCGGUGAAACAAAAUCAGGUCCCAUAAAUAUAAAUGUUUUUUAUCCACCUGCUUGCACAAAAUCGAGUGUUAUUCUUAAGAAAGAAAUUUUAAUAUGCAACGUAAAAAGCCUGCCCUCUCCUGAUACUUAUUUCUGGCACAUCAACCAAGCGGAUUACGAUGCUCAACAUUUAACUACAGGAUCAAAUAUAUUAUCCCUUGAACAAGUUGCUGGGCCUUUUUCGGACAGUCUAAACGUUAGCUGUGAAGCUGAUAAUGGUAUAGCUUCUCAGGACAAAUCGUGUAAUAGAAUCAUAAGUAUAGGUCACUUGAAACCUAAACAACCACAACAAUGUGAUCUUGCGUUUGAAUACAAGGAGUUUCAAAUAAGAUGUCUACCAGUUGAAAACGCUUCGUAUUAUGAAUUAUCGUUAUGGAGGUUGUCAACGACGAAUACUUCUUUGGUGUUAGAACAAAAGCGAUCUCUGGAAGUUGGCAACAGUUUAGCUCUUAUGCAAAACGAAGAACCAUGGUUAGUUAGAGGUGAGCUGGGUCUACUGAAGGCUGGAGACGAGGCUGGUGCAGCGGCUUGUAAUAGAUAUGGAUGCUCAGCAGCGCUACUAUUGAGGCCUACUGAUGGUCUACUGAGUGCUGCUAUGCCGCCUUGGUGGAAGUUUUUUAUGGUGAAAGACAUAGGAAUAUCAAUUGGCGUUUUGUUGUUGGUGGUGAUGUUUGUAUGUUCGACGAUGUUGGCCGUGCGAUUGGCCAGGAGAUCCCGGACGAAGCCGGUGCCUGUCAUACAAGUGCUGCAACUUGAUGACGUCACUCGAGAUUAUCUUAGUCGGACGAGCGAUAUCCAUGGGAUUCCGUCGUGCAGCCUACGAUCGAAUAGCAGUGAUUAUUCUGAUGAUGGUGACAGUCCGUCCUUCGCGGAUUGUCAUUGUCCCCGCAUACAGCAAGAUUGGAUACCUCCGCCUGACGUCACAUUAACUUUGCAAAGAGAAAGUGCUGUGUAGAACUUUGAUUUUAAUCGACCAUGAAAUUACACAGUGACACUUGUCUCUAUUUUUUCAAUUGUAAUGAUAAGGAUGGCAUUAUAUUGAUAUACAGCGUGUACUGAAAUCCAACGGUAAUUGUGAGCUUAUAAUAAUAUUAUAAUGGUGCCAGGAUGAUGAAAUGUUUUCCAAUAA
This is a messenger RNA of Papilio xuthus (Asian swallowtail), 2544 nucleotides long. Its product is annotated as hemicentin-1. NCBI's taxonomy places the organism in Eukaryota, Metazoa, Arthropoda, Insecta, Lepidoptera, Papilionidae. The record is from RefSeq and is a predicted model, not a curated record. The transcript is spliced from 13 exons. The coding region runs from base 94 to 2370 and encodes 758 amino acids.